Oldenlandia corymbosa var. corymbosa is the source of this 1987-nucleotide messenger RNA. Lineage: Eukaryota; Viridiplantae; Streptophyta; Magnoliopsida; Gentianales; Rubiaceae. The record is from the annotation of a GenBank genome assembly.
CAUUUUCUUACCUGACAAAGGAAUACCUGCACACUUCUUCACGCACGCACGCAUACUCAAUUCAGAACCCACACACACACACAUUACAUACAUCACCCUCUUUUCCUACCCCCUCCCAAAGAAAGCCCUAUGGUUGUUUAUAGCUACUAUAUUGGAUGUGGUACAACUGAGCUGCAGUAGAGUUGUAGAGUAACAGAGUAGUGAUCAGAGAGAAAAAACAGAACAGGACAGUCCCCAAAGAACCCUCAGAUUUUUCCAGCCCAUUUCAUAAUAUUACACAUUAUUUCACCUUUCCUUUCUGCCAAUUCGAUUCAUCAAAUCCCCAUGAACGUGUGUGAUCACUGAUCAACAAACAACACCCUCCUUUAUAAUAUAAAUAAUACUCCCCCCACACACACACACACACAACUUACAAAAGCCCUCAAGCUGAUUUUGUUUAUUUAUAUACCUCAUCCAUCAGCAGAGUUUUUUGUUUUCUUAAGCCAUGCAUUUCCUGUUCUCUCUUUGAAAGGAAGAAGAAAGCUUUAAGCUUUUUUGCUGUUUGAUCGAGAACCCUUCAACUAUUUCAUUGAAAGUUUCUGACCUUAAGCCUAAUUUGUUUGAGAAAUGGGGAGUUACAACCAUUACCACUAUGUUGCUGAGGGGAAUGAUUCACAUUUGCCACCAGGGUUCCGUUUUCACCCUACUGAUGAAGAGCUCAUCACAUACUACCUUUUGAAGAAAGUUCUGGACAGCAAUUUCUCUGGCAAAGCCAUUGCUGAAGUUGAUCUCAACAAAUGUGAACCCUGGGAGCUUCCUGAGAAAGCGAAAAUGGGGGAGAAAGAGUGGUACUUUUUCAGCCUGAGGGAUCGGAAAUACCCAACUGGGCUAAGGACUAACCGGGCAACUGAAGCUGGUUAUUGGAAGGCAACAGGCAAAGACAGGGAGAUUUACAGUUCAAAGACUAACUCCCUUGUUGGGAUGAAGAAAACCCUGGUCUUCUACAGAGGCAGGGCUCCUAAAGGAGAGAAGAGCAACUGGGUUAUGCAUGAGUACAGGCUUGAAGGCAAAUUUGCCUACCACUUCCUCUCUAGGAGUUCCAAGGACGAGUGGGUGAUUUCAAGGGUGUUCCAAAAGAGUGGCACCGGCACUCCGGCCACCUCCGUGCACGGCGGAGGAGGGAAGAAAAGGUUGACCCCAGGUAUCAACAACAUGUACCCUGACGUGGGCUCACCUUCUUCCGUCUCCCUGCCGUCGCUGCUGGACUCAUCUCCGUACACCGCCUCCGCCACCUCCGCCACCACCAACACCGAUCACGACAGCACAGCCUCCUAUCACGACUGCAAAUCUGCCUUAGAGCACGUGCCCUGUUUCUCCACUCCAACAUUGGCCAACUUCAAUCACGGUGGUUCUCUGUUUGACCUUGCUCCUCCUCCUCUGCCACCAUCCCAGCCACCGUCUGGGUCGUCGUUGCUUUCUUCUCUGUUUGAUCCACCGCCGGCGGCCUCAUCCUCUGCCGGACCUCGUUUCUCGACAAGGGCCGGUAACGGAAACGGAGUUUCUGGGUUUCCUAAUUUGAGGUCUCUACAGGAGAACCUUCACUGGCCUUUCUUUUUCCCGACGGCGGCUGCUACUCCACCGGCAUUGCCUGCUCCUGGCGGGAAUAACAGCAACCCAAUGAAUUACGGGGCUCUCAGCAACUGGGCUGCCCCGGAUCAGAAAGUGGGUCACACUGAUCUGGAUUGCUUGUGGAGUUUCUGAUGACAGAGACCAUGAAUUCCGGGAUCUUUCAGCUAUCAUUAGUUUGCUAAUCAAACAUUAUCACUCUUAAGUUAGGAUUAUCUUUAAUUAUGGUUGUUUGCAGUAUUAUGUUAGUGAAUUAUCUAAUGAUCUAGUAGUAUGCAUGUAGCAAUGUUAUCUGUAUAAUGGAGAUUGGAGAAGCUGUUGUAUAUUAAUUAGUACGAAUCUCAAUCAGUUUAUUUUUAUUAUGAGUAGGAAUUAAUGAGUG